CGAAGACCGAGGAGCGCCGCAGCACCUCCAUGGCGGGGACGCGGGCGGGGGGCGCCGCACCUGCGGGCAGAGGGUGCUCAGACGGGCCCGCCCCGCCGCCCCGGCCUGGCUGGCGGAGGGGAAGGUCGGCCGCGCGACAACGGCGGGCAGCGGGGAGCGUGGAAGUGGCGCGGCGUGCGCCUAGAUCGCGUGCGUGCGCCGGGCCGGAGCGCACAGGGAGGCCGGGCCGGCGCGGCUCUGGGGAAGGGCUUCGGCCAGCUGCGGGAUGGCCAGAGAGGACUGUCUUCCCACCGGGCACCUGGAGGAGGACAGCAUGUGAGUGGAGCCUUGGGGAACCUGGCAGGGGGGACACGGUGCCUGUGUGAGAAAGGAACCUCAGCUGCCGACAGCCACCGUGGUUGCCGGGCUGUUUGUACCAAGCGCGGCCGGGCCGGGCUGACAGCUGCCCUCACUGAGGACACCCUGAGAUGGGACAGCCCUGGGAGCCCCGUGACACCUGCCAUGUCUUUGGAAGAGGGGCCGUUACGCCCAAGGAGAGGCGGCCAGGCAGGCCCCACCUACCACCCACCCAGCACGGCCUCAGCACCCUUGCCACCCACUCUCCACGAGGGCACCGCUGCCAGCUUCAGCCCACGGGGCCUGGCGAUUUCCCUCAGCGACCCACUCCCAGGGGCAGGCAGCUCCAGCCCCACCUACGCCUGCCACCCACCGUACCUGCGCGGAAUGUGCUCCUCCGACACCCCUGACGUGAGUCAGUUCGACACCAGUGUGGCUGCAAGAGGGCGCACCGUGGAGCAGAGGCCUGGGUGCCUCACCCCAGCGCCAGGCCCCGGACCCGGGGUCCCGGCACAGUCUGACACCAGCACCAGGGCCACCUUGCGACUGGGAUCCUCAGGCCGUGGGGAGCUCGGUCAGGCCAGGAAAGGGUGGCAGGGACAGAAAGCACUGUUCCUCACUGGGACCCUGGGCCCGGCAUCGCAAAGGAGAACCCAAGCUCUGGUGGCAGAAAAGCCCCCUCCAAGCGUCCGCCCCCCGCGGGAGCCCCGGCCUGAUGAGCAUGGCCUCGAGUGGAAGCCUGGGUGGUAUCCUUCUGUGCAGUUCAGGAAGGCCCACCGGCAACCUUCCCCCCCCGCCCGUGCACCUGCCCCCGCACUGAGCCGGCUCCGUCCUGUGCAGCCACCCUGAGCCCUGCCUGGCCUGCCGCCCGUGUCCUCCGACCCCAGCACCUGGGCCAGGCAAGGGCCAGCCGCCAACACUCCAGCUGCCCGUGUCCUUCUGUUGCAGGAAGGGGGACCCCUUCCAGGGCCGGGGAUGGCUCUUGUCUAACGCUUGGAAAUGAAAUGUCCGAGGAGACAGACGUGCUGACACAGCAAGAGACGUUAUUGGGAAGGGGCGCCCGGGGGGAGAGCAGCAGGGUGAGGGGACCCAGGAGGACUGCUCUCCACGUGGCUCGUGGUCUCGGGUUUUACGGUGAUGGGGUUAGUUUCCAGGUUGCCUCUGGUCGGUCAUCUUGCUUGGCCCAUAGUCUGACUCAGGGUCCUUCCUGGUGGCGCGCGCAUCUCUCAGGAUGGACUCCAGUGAGAAGGACUCUGGGAGGUCGGGUGUCUCCCUCUUCCAGCCCCUCCCGAAUCCUCCCGGGGAGUUUUGGCGGUAGCGGCAGCACCGUGUCCCUUAUGGGGACCUCCUGUUGUGAGAGAACUCAGGCAAGCGGCCUGGUCAGCGGUUCCCUACCGCUGCCUCAUCGGGCGUGCAGCCUCUAGGUGGCAGCCCUGCCGAGCCCUUGGAAGGCAGGGGGAGACUUCCUGGCUCACAGCAUCUUCCCUGCGGUGGGGUUUCCCUCAGGCUCAGCCCCUCCCUGCAGGAGGCUCAGCUGCGCCUCCCCCCUCCAAACCUGCUGCCCACCGUUCGCUGGAUCUACUUUCCUUUUCCUUUGCUUUUGUGUUUCUAGCAUAUUCCUCUAGAACAUUAUGGACCGAGUGGUGUCCCCCCCAGAUUCAUAUGUUGAACCCCAAUGUGGUGGUGUUAGGAGAUGGGCCUUUGGAGGGUAAUUCGGGUUAGAUGAGGUCCCCACGAUGGCAUUAUCACCCUUCCAAGAGACACCAGAGGGCUCCAGCUCUCUGUCUGUCUGUCCGUCACGUGAGGACAUGGCAAAAAGGUAGCCGCCCGCCUGUAAGCCGAGAAGAGGGUUCUCCCAGGAAACAACCCUGCUGGCCUUGGCCUUGACUCGGACCCCCAGCCUCCAGAUGUGAGAAAUAGAUGUCUGUCCUCUAAGCCUCCGGGGCUGUGGGUCUCUCCUGGCAGUCGGAGCGGACUGGUGUGAGUCUGGUGCCCAGAUGUCGUCUUGACUCCUUGUUUCUGCCUCUGCCACACGCUUCCGUCACCCAAGCGAGCUGUGCGCCCCCUUCCAGGCGGCUGAACUCCUACCGCCCAGGAGGGGCCAGCUGGGCUCUGAGCUGUAGGUCUGCCCCCUCCCGUGGUGCAAUCACCACCACCACCCCCCCCCGUGCCCGUGCCCGGGGUGACAUCACUGACGUGCAGCACAGCCCUGGAGGGCUGCCCUGUGCUGAUGCGCUCAGGCACAGACGGAAAAGUGGAGCAAAAUGGUUAGGAAGAGCUGCGUUUCUAACAUAACUCAUUCUAAGUAUUUAUAAUUAAUUUUUUGCUAAUGACGGUAACACCCCGCUCACAAAAUUCCUGAAAAUUUAAGGGCAGGCUCUUGGGAGCCGCUUGGUGUUUCUGUUUCCGGCGGAUGCUGAAUCCCCAGCCCCCCUCCGUCACCAUCGCCCAAGCUCUAGCCCUGGGAGUCUUCCAGCACCUUCCCAGCCUCCCUUGGCGCAGUGGCUCCCAGUGUCGCGGGGUGGGGGUGGGGGGUCCCAGCUGGGGGCACAGGUAUCCGCAGGGCCCUCUGGCCCCAGCGGCCUCGCCCUGUUGUGCCCCGGCAGCUUUCCUGGGUGAAAACAAGCACAGGCUGCUCUCCUGCUCUUCCGGGGUCCCGGGGGCGGCCUGGCUCUGGGCUCUCCCGCAGCUGUUCCUGGGCCAGGCUUCUCCGAGCCAGUUUCCCAGCACUGAUGACUCGGCUUCGGGAUCAGUGUUCCCACCGUGGCCACCUCCCGAGCAGAGGGAGGGAGGUGGGGAAGCUCGGCCUUUCCUGCCCCGAGGUGGUGGCCCUCCAGGGGGGAAGAGCACAGGGCUGGGAUACGGAAAGUCCAGGCUGACACAGUUGACCGGCCAGAGGUGACUUGAGACCACUCUCUGGGGGGAGGGCAUGGUGACCCAGGGUCCAGCCAGGGCUGCCCCCAGGCCACAGCAGCACCUGGUGGUGGGAGAGCUGCCGGCUCUCCCGGGUCCCUGCCUGGGGUCCCCUGUCCGGGAGACACCGACUCAGGCCCCUCGGGCUCCCGAUGCCUCCCCCUGGGCCCUGCAUCUCAGCUUCCCCUGCAGACCCCAGCAGCGAGUGCCCACCGGUUCCUCCCAGCCCCACCCAGGCAGCAAACCCAAGGGUGCAGGAGCCCCGACCUCAUACCCCUGUGCACUGUUGGGGGUUUCAGCCUUGUCUCUGCGGCGUGGCUCUCCUUCCCUGGGGCCCUGCCCCACCCUGCCCAGGCUGGGCUGCCGGGGCACUGCCUGCUUCCAGGCCCAACACAGACAUCCCAGGACUGAGACCCAGGCCACCGCUUUCAGAUUCCAAUCCAUUUCUGGACUACAGAAAUUCCUAUCAUAUCUUCGAGUCCAGCCGUUUCUCCUCCCUCUGUAUCUGUCUCUCUCUGUCUUGCCGCCUCUGUCUCUCUCCCCCAGGUGUUCAGAAAUACUCCAGCGGGGGCCGCAUCCUGGACCAACUGCCUGAGGACUGAAGAUGCUCCAGGAGGCCCUGCCAUGAACACGGGGGCUGCUGUCAGGGGAGCAGCAUCAGGACAGUGAGGUGUGGGGUGGCUGCAAGGAGGGCGCGAGGGCCCUGGACUGACUGAGGGGGCAGCCCCCAGUGGGCCGGCCCCUCCCCAGUUCCCAGGCCUGCAUCGCUGUGUGGAUCUGCUUCCUGGGCAGAAGAGGAGGCUGGACAAAGGGGAGGAGCGCGGCCCCAGGAUCAGGCCUGGCCUUCCCAGGCCGUGGGGCCCUGAUCCCUGAGUCCCAGCUGGGGUUCCCUCGAAGGACAGAACCCUGUGAGCACCCCCUUCCCAGAGCAUGGGGUGGUCACACCCCUGAGGUCUGGCACUGGACAAGGGCCCGUCGUGAGGCUGGUUAUCCCACAGCCAAGUGCACAGGCCCAGGGAGGCCGCUGGUCCGUCCCUGAAGGUGUGGUUUUUCCCACCUGAGGUCCGCACUCGGGAGGGGCAGGGGCUGGUUCUGUUGGCCGGGUCAUCUCAGGUCCUGGGCCCCCGGCCUCCCUGGCUUUGAGGCAGCCUCGCUCCCUCUGUCUCCAAACCUUCCCCUUCUCUCAGUUUCUCAGGGCCCCUCAUGAGGAGGUUCCUGGGGGGCUGCACCCUCCCCCAGCCCCACUUCUGCACAGCCUCAGGGCAGUGCCACUCAGCUGUGGGCGGGGCUCACCUGGGUGGUGAGAAUGGGCUGGGCACCCGCUGGGGUGUCCUCAGCCCCCUGGGCCCCAGGACUUUCCAAGGGGACAUGCUCUGUCCUCCCCCUUUGGGGUGUGUGUGGUGUCUGAUAAAGGUGACCUGCACCUCCUCACAAGAAGCCAUCGGGCCUGGAGUCCACCUGUGAAGUCCCAGGAGGAGACAGGAGCAGGUGAGAUGGGGGGGUGAUCAGCAAAGUGCAGCCUGGGCCCCUCCGCAGAACAAGUGGCCAGAUUUCUUCAGCACCUAAAUGGCGAAGGGAAAAAGAGACAAGACGGAUCAUAACGUGUGGGCCUUACUGGAUCUUGAUUUGAACAAACUGUGUGUAGUCACACAUCUGAAACCACAUAUAUACACAUGCACAUAUAUAUGAAAUUUGAACACUGGCUCUACAUUUGAUAUUAAGGAAUUAUUGUCAAUGUAAAAAAAAUUAUUUGUAAAAAAAAAUACAGUAA
Molecule: messenger RNA, 5020 nt
Organism: Globicephala melas (long-finned pilot whale)
Lineage: Eukaryota; Metazoa; Chordata; Mammalia; Artiodactyla; Delphinidae
Source: RefSeq, a predicted model, not a curated record